This is a messenger RNA of Tilletiopsis washingtonensis, 1059 nucleotides long. RefSeq lists its product as hypothetical. The record is from RefSeq and is a predicted model, not a curated record. The transcript has a single exon. Lineage: Eukaryota; Fungi; Basidiomycota; Exobasidiomycetes; Entylomatales. Bases 151 to 735 code for a protein of 194 amino acids.
GCAUGGCGCUGCCAUCAGCCUCAGCAUCGGCGGCACAAGCCGCGCUGCCGGGGACGCUGCGUCUGAUGGAGCGACGAACUCAGCGCGCGAAGGCGAUGACAGCUCGCUUUCUCGACGCGGAUAUACCCUCGCCUUCUGCCGGUGCACCCGAUGAGGCAAGAGCGGAACGUCCGACGUUGCAGCUUGGGCGCCGCCGCUGCAGGGCAGCGUUGUGGCGCCCGGGUGCCGCCUGCAGAUCCCCUCGGGCCCGGGUGCCGAGGCGGGGCGCAGCGAGCCAGCCCGCUGGGCGCAGCACCUCGCAUCAUUGCGCCGCUGCCGCUUCAGGACCCGAGACGUCACUUUGCUCGGUGCCGUCGGCUCAGGCACGACGCGGCGUGCAGCGUGCAGCGGUGGCGUGCAGCGUGCCUGAUCUGCCGGCUGCUGCGGCGCUGCCGAUCGAUGCCGGACACCGACAGCAGGCAAGGCGCUGAGAGAGGCGCCAGUGCAGCGGCACGGCGGACAGCUCCCUGCACCCUGAUGCUGUUGAGCGCUCAGGUGCUGACCAAGGCACCGGGACAGCGCAGCCGCAGCAAGCCGCCGGUCUGUGCCGAGCAGCGAGGAUGCCGCCGAGUCCUUCUUCGGGCCAAUCUUGCCCUCACGACGAGGCCGGACGCUCCUGCUCUGCGCCGCGCAACGGCGCCGGGCCUGCUACCGCCCGUCGAGUGCCGUAGCGAAGGCACUGCACCUGCGGGAUGAGCCCUGGCCCGGGGGCUGCGAAGGACUCACGGCGAGCGGGCCGAAAGGCAUAAGAGGCGCCCCCGGACGGGCUGCGAGCGGAUCCCCCCAGCCUCUUCUCCUUUGUGUUCCUUCGAGAGCCCUUCGCCCUUCCCUUCGCCCACAGCGUCCCUCCUCCUCAAGCGCUCCACCGCCACCUUCGCCUCGGCUUACACCGCCGCCACUCUCACGCCCCGUCUACGACCACAACACACCCACACUCCUCUCCUCCCACUCGACGCUGCGCUCCCCUUACCGAGCCUCCGCUCUUGACACUCUGAUCCUCUAAUUUGUUCCAUCCGCAUC